GCUCAGCCUCAGAUUUUCUCUGCCACCUGUUGGUUUGUCGGUUUGUGCUUCCAGCUGAGAGACAGACACGUGUCCGUGUUUACAGGUGAAACGCAGGUGUUUCUCUCGAGGCUCGGCGGUGACAGAUGGUUACGUCACUUAACCCGCUUUGUAUCGGCUGGUUCCCAUGGAGACCGAGGAUUAACCAACCCAACCGGGUUUAGCUGAGUUAGCUUAAAGCUAAAGUUACCGGUAACCGUCGGUUUGUCCCGACAGGUGUAACGUUACCUGAAGGAGCUGCUAGCUAACAGAAUUCAAAGCGCUUUGUAGCAACACCGAGGACACGUAACGUUAUUCCAGUCUGCCCAGUACGGAGCUUUACUGGUUAUUAUCGGCUUUAACUAUGUGGGUUAACCACGUGAAAUAUAUCUUAUUAGUUUAUUCUUCUUAACUAAGUUACCAACUAACGUUAGGUAGUCUUAAUUAGCGAGUAAGUGCAGCUAACUGUAGUUUGUGGUGUUACACAGUUUUCUGUCACCUGAUGAAGAAGAUUUCAGUCUUGAGUUCACAGACGCACGUUGUUCAGAUAUAACCUGUCCUGAUGUCUGGUCCAGAGGUGGAGGAGCAGAGGGAGGCCGGAGGAAGUGCAGGCUCCCAGGAGAACAGAGCAGGAGGAGGUAUCAGGUAUAUUACAGAGAAACUGCUGUUGAAGCUGACUGGCUGUGAGUCUCUGGCUCUGAUCCGGUCCCUCAAUCUGUCGUCCUCGACUGGAAGCAAACAUAUCAAGUUCAUAGAGAACCUUCAUGGCUGUCAGCGUCUGCAGGUUUUAAACCUGAACCACAACGUGAUCCAGAGGAUGGAGAGACUGAACGCUCUGACGCAGCUGAGAGAGCUGCAGCUGGCCCACAACAGCAUCCAGAGGAUUGAGGGACUGGAGCUCAUGUCCAGGCUGCAGCAUCUGAACUUGUCCUACAACAGGAUCGACCAUGUUCCCGCGUGGCUGGGGAAGAAACUGCACUCACUGCACACGCUCCACCUGCAACACAACCUCAUCACAUCUUUGCACGAGGUGUCCAGGCUGCGUUCUCUGAGUAGCCUGUCGGAGCUUUCUGUGUCAGGAAACCCCGCCUCCUCUCUGCCGCACUCCCGCCUCUUCCUGCUCUACCACCUCAGGACUCUGGACAGGCUGGACAACCUGCCAAUCACCCAGGAGGAGAGAGGACACGCCCACCAACGCUUCAACACCGAGGAGCUGGAGCGUCUGCAGCGGGAGGUGGACGGCAGCCAAUCAGAGCUGAGCCAGCUGCAGCGAGAGCAGGUGGCCGCAGUGACUCGACUCCACCAGCAGGAGGAGACAAACCAAACGCUGACGGCUCAGACAGAAACACAAAGACACACACACACACAGCUGGAGCAGGAGCUGCACACCAAGAGUCAGCUGCUGGAGAAGACAACGGCUGAGCUGACCAGAGCCUUUCACAGACUGUAUGAGCUGGAGCAGGAGUUGUCUUUCUACAAGAUAGAUGCCAAACUCAGCCCUCUGGCGCUCUGCAGUGCACAGGGAGUCGACACUGUGGACUCUGUGGCUGAGAGUCCGGACAUGGGCAAGGCUCGACACAUCAGGAACGGUAUCACCUCCACUCCCGAACCUCAAACCUCCUGCUCCUCCUCCUCCUCCCCCUGCCUGCAGACCCAGGAGGAUUCAGAUGUUCACACUGACAUGGAGUCGUCACCCUUGCUGGAAGACUGCAGAAUAGAGCAGCAUGAAGCUAAGAGCCAUCAGACAGAAGAGCAGCCGGUAGCAGAACAGGCAGUACCUGAGGAAUCCUACACACACAGACAGCAGGAGGCGCUGUGUCAUCUCCUCAGUAAACUGUCUGUCCUGGAGCAGCUGAGAGACAAAGCUGACGAGACACAAAGUCAGAUGGACAGACAGACAGAGGAGUGCAGGAAGACAGAGAGAGAGACGGAAGAGCUGGAGACACAACUUCUGAUGCUGGACACCGCAGACCCACAACAUGCCCAUGUGACCGCCCGAUUGGCCGGCUGGAGGCAGCUGCUGGACAGGAUGAGCGGGAAGCAGAGCGAGCUGGAGGGUCGCCUCGACGACAUGCUGUCCCGCAUCGCCAUGGAGACGCAGGAGAUCAAAGAGUUGGAACAACAGCUGACCGACGGUCAGAUUUUGGCUAAUGAAGCUCUUCAGAGGGAUCUGGAGAGCAUCAUCUCUGGACUCCAGGAGUACCUGAGAGGACUCAGAGAGCAGGCUCGUCGUGCUCAGCAGCAGGUUCACAGUCUGCAGGCUGACAACCACAGUCUGCAGCUCCACCUGGAGGACACUCAGAGACACUGCAGAGAGCUGGAGGACAGCAGCAGGACUCACAGACAGCGCUGUGUCUCUCUGCAGGACAUGUCCACCAGGCAGGAGGAGCUGUCUGUCCUGCAGAUGGAGGCCCAGGCUCUGAGAGACAGACAGGUGGAGAGCAGCAGACAACAGGUGGAGAUGGAGGCGGAGCUACAGCAGCUGAGGGAGGAGCUAACACGGCAGGUGACACUGGGACAGCAGUUGGAGCGUGAAGCUUUGCAGGAAGCUGUGGCCAAAGAGAAACAGACCAGAGAGAUCAGAGAGUCUCAGCUACAGUCCACCAUCGACACACUACAGGAUGAGAACUCAUCUCUUCAGCUCGUGGUCCAGAGACUCCAGGCCCGACUGGACCUGACCAGAACCCAAUAUAAAGAAGCCAGGAACCACGCAGACCAGACCAGAAUUCAGCUGGACCAGAUUACAGCUGCCUUGUUGGAUCCUCAACAGGAGCUGGAGGAGGACAAGUACAGCUCUCUCAGUCCUGAGGACACGUUGUCCAGAAGUGUGGAGCAGCUCUACAGGGCCAUCCAGCAGACCGGGACCAGCAGGGAGCAGCUCCAACAAGACCAUAACCACAGCCAAGAACAGAUAGCCAGACUGCAGGCCCGGCUAGCCCAGGACCAAGACCACAUUAACCUGCUAGAAGCCCAGGUGGCCGAGGAUAAGCACCAGAUAGCCCAGCUGGAAGCCCAGGUGAUCCGCGGUGUGGAGCAGGACCAGGACCAGGAGUCUGACUGGGGGCUGAAGGAGGAGCUGGAGAGACAGAGAGUCAGACUGCAGAGGUCUCAGAGCAGAAACAGACACCUUCAGCACAAACUGGAGGCGGAGCUGCAGCAGAGUCGUGUGCAGCUUCAGGACGUCCAGCAGGAGAGAGAUUUGCUGCUGCAGCAGCUGCGUUCACAGAGCGACGGUCACCAGAGGAGCCUCGGCCGUCUGAACAGGAAGCUACGGCAGCUCAGCAGGUCCAUGUGUGACUCCGAUCAGCAGACAGCCGAGCAGCUGAAGUCGACCACCGAACAGCUGAGAGCUCUGAACCACACAGUGGAGCUGCUGCAGAGACCGAGCGAACACGAACCCACGCCGUCAUCUGAACCCACGCUGUCAUCUGAACCCACGGUGGAGCUGCUGCAGAGACCGAGCGAACACGAACCCACGCCGUCAUCUGAACCCACGCUGUCAUCUGAACCCACGGUGGAGCUGCUGCAGAGACCGAGCGAACACGAACCCACGCCGUCAUCUGAACCCACGCUGUCAUCUGAACCCACGGUGGAGCUGCUGCAGAGACCGAGCGAACACGAACCCACGCCGUCAUCUGAACCCACGCUGUCAUCUGAACCCACGGUGGAGCUGCUGCAGAGACCGAGCGAACACGAACCCACGCCGUCAUCUGAACCCACGCUGUCAUCUGAACCCACGGUGGAGCUGCUGCAGCUGCGUUCACAGAGCGACGGUCACCAGAGGAGCCUCGGCCGUCUGAACAGGAAGCUACGGCAGCUCAGCAGGUCCAUGUGUGACUCCGAUCAGCUGACAGCCGAGCAGCUGAAGUCGACCACCGAACAGCUGAGAGCUCUGAACCACACAGUGGAGCUGCUGCAGAGACCGAGCGAACACGAACCCACGCCGUCAUCUGAACCCACGCUGUCAUCUGAACCCACGGUGGAGCUGCUGCAGAGACCGAGCGAACACGAACCCACGCCGUCAUCUGAACCCACGCUGUCAUCUGAACCCACGGUGGAGCUGCUGCAGAGACCGAGCGAACACGAACCCACGCCGUCAUCUGAACCCACGCUGUCAUCUGAACCCACGGUGGAGCUGCUGCAGAGACCGAGCGAACACGAACCCACGCCGUCAUCUGAACCCACGCUGUCAUCUGAACCCACGGUGGAGCUGCUGCAGAGACCGAGCGAACACGAACCCACGCCGUCAUCUGAACCCACGCUGUCAUCUGAACCCACGGUGGAGCUGCUGCAGAGACCGAGCGAACACGAACCCACGCCGUCAUCUGAACCCACGCUGUCAUCUGAACCCACGGUGGAGCUGCUGCAGAGACCGAGCGAACACGAACCCACGCCGUCAUCUGAACCCACGCCGUCAUCUGAACCCACGCUGUCAUCUGAACCCACGGUGCAGCUGAGGGCCGAGCUGGCUGAUGCUCAGAGACACAUAAACAAACUGAGACAGAAGCUGGACCGGACCAGGACUGGGAUCAGGAGCAGAGAUGGAGGACAGUGGUGCUUCGUACCUCCUGGACACUGUGCUCCCAGUCUGGGCUCUCAGGGGACUCAGGACUCUGGUUUGGGGCUGCAGUACUUCAGUUCUCCUGACAGGGGGCGACAGCAGGACAGACCGCCCGCAGGAGGAGGGUACUGGGCGUACAUCCCUCCGACACACACCGACUCUGACUCAGAGUGGAGGGACAGCGGGGGAGGCAGUGACGCUGACCGGAGCUCCUCAGGACAUACUCCGCCUCCUGCUCCUCCUGCCCCAGCUGCAGCGGCGGUCCCUGCUGGGCUCUCUGACAGUCACACUCCCCUGGUCGGACCUGCCUGGCUCCUCUACAGUCCUCCAGCAGGAGGCGCUGCGCUGCACUGUAACAUCCCAGAACACAGAGACCGGGUAGACAGGUGUGUGUGUGAGUGUGUGCACAAAGAAGCUGAGAGACUGGAGGAAGAGAAGAAGAAACUACGAGUGGAAACCAAACAACUGCAGGACGCACUGAGACACCACAGGAGUGUGAUGCAGGUGUGUGACGAGGUGGAGUGUUUGGAGAAAACGCUGCUGAAGAGACGAGCUGAACUCCGGCAGGCCGACAGACUGCUGCUGGAGGCUCAGAGCUGCAUACACACAACCAGAGACAAGGCCAGUUCAGCUCAGCGGGACGCGGACCUGUUGCAGCGCUCAGCUGAGGACGGCGCCGCCUGUCUGCUGGAGGCCACCGAACACAUCAGAGAGCUGCAGGAGGAGGUGGAGGAGCUGCGGAGGAGGCGCCAGGAGGAGGAGCAGACUCUGAGGCAGGCGGAGGAGGCUCUGAGGAGCAGAGAUCAGGAGUUCCAACAACUCGGCACGAAAAUCCACUCAGCUGCUGAAAGAUUAGCUGAUGUGCUGUUGGACCUUCAGGAGUCUCAGAAGCGUUUGAACUCGCUCAACAGUCAGGAGGAGCAGCAGGAGCAGAGGCUGCUUCGGAGGAGGGAGGAGCUGCAGACAGCUGGGAACAGAGUGCAAGAGCUCAGAGAGGAGGAGCAGCGGCUGCAGGACAGAGUCAAGGAGCUGAUGGAGCAGCAGGAGGAGCUGAUGGAGAAGCAGGAGGCGCUGCUGAGAGAGAGGAGGUCCACAGUCUGUGCUCUGAGAGAGGAGGAGCAGAGACUCACAGCAGUGCAGUCUGACCUCAGCACACACAGAGCAGAGCUCAAACAGGUCCUUCAGGAGUUGCUUGUAGAGCAGCUGGCGUUGGAGGAAGUGAAAACCAAACGCACCCAGAGUCUCCAGCGGCUCCACAAGAAGCAGAAUCAGCUGGACAGAAUAACGGCCGAGGUGGACAGGAAGCAGGAGGAACUGGACAGGAAGCAGAGCGAGGUGGACAGGAGGAGGGAGGAGUUGGACGGGACGCAGGAUGAAGUGGACAAGAAGAAGAACGAGCUGAACAAAACGGGGGAGGAAGUGGACAGGAAGAGGAAAGAGCUGGCUGAGCUGCGACAGGAAGUGGCGUCCCACAGAAAGGAGGUAGAGAUUUGUUUCAAAGAGACAAAACAACAGCGAACACAACUGAAGGAGGUGCAGGAGGAGCUGAGCAGGAGGCGCGAGGAGAGGAGCAGCCUGCAGGAGCAGUGUAAACACCUGGAGGCCCGACGGAGGCACGCUGACCGGAGUCUGUCGGCGGUGGAGGUGGAGCUUGUUAAACGGAGGGAGGAGCGCAGCCACGCCCAGCUUCUCAAACAGGAAGUGGUCAGAGAUACAGCAGCCACUCAGGAGCAGCUUAACGAGAAGUCUGAGCUGCUGUCUGUGCUCAGUGAACGGGUGGAGGAGACCAGGAAACACCUGCAGAGCCUGGAACAGGAGCUGAGUGAGUCCAGGCAGCAGCAGAGAGCAGAACACCUGCAGGAGCUGGACAGACAGGCGCUGUGUGCAGGACUGGAGGACGUCACAGCUGCAGUGUGUCGGCUGGAGGACAGGGGGCGCCGUCUGGCCGAGCAGCAGCUGCAGCUCCACCAGCUCGAGGAGGAGCUGCGGGAGAGAGAGAAACAGCUGCUGCACAAGGAGGAGGAGCUACAACUACAGGAGGAGGAGCUUAAACAACAGGAGGAGGUGCUGCAACUGAAAGAGGAGGGGCUUAAACAACAAGAGGAGGUCCUGCAUCUGAAAGAGGCGGGGCUUAAACAACAGGAGGAGGCGCUGCAACUGAAAGAGGAGGGGCUACAAAACAAACGGGAGAAGCUUCGUGUGAAAGAGGAGGACAGCAGGGAGGGGGAGGAGUCUUUCUACCUGUCCACAGCUGGUCGAAGAUCAGCCUUCAGUUCUGAGGCGGAGAGGUGGAAGGUGGAGCUGCAGAGAGAAGAGCUGAGACAACAGGAGGAGCGGCUGAAGGCUCGUCUGCGCUGCAGUUUGUGGAGUCAGCAGGAGGAUCUGGAGGCGAGACGACUGGAGGCCGAGGACAGUUUACUGGGUCUGAAACACCGACUGGACCAGCUGGACUCGCUGCUCACACACUGAUGUGUGUUCAGACUGCUCACAGGGGAAACAGAGAGGAAACCAAAGAGAGCUCGGGUUUGUUUGCAGUGAGGAGACGCAGAGUUAAAGUCCUUUUAGGAGCCGUCCUGCAGCUUCACAUGGAGUCGCCCUGAUGAAGAACCGUCGUCAGACAAACCACAAACUCCCGAUCUUGGAAACAGAUUUGUUGAAGCAGACAUGGAUGAAAAGUCCUUAAAUAAUCCUUUCAGUAUGAUUAACCCUGGUCUCAGUUUCCACACAUGUUGAAAUGACUCGACAGGAAGGUUUGAAUCCCGCAGUAAGUUCUUCAGACAGCAGCUGAACCGGCUGCAGCGUAUUCCUUCCUGUUAAAAUGGCGUCCACAGAAAGAGC
Micropterus dolomieu (smallmouth bass) is the source of this 7417-nucleotide messenger RNA. RefSeq names its product centriolin (gene cntrl). Bases 581 to 7048 code for a protein of 2155 amino acids. The transcript is spliced from 52 exons. The record is from RefSeq and is a predicted model, not a curated record. Gene Ontology annotation, molecular function: protein binding. Lineage: Eukaryota; Metazoa; Chordata; Actinopteri; Centrarchiformes; Centrarchidae.